AUGACGUUGCCCAGCCGUAUCUUCGUGAACUACAUUCUGGAGUCAGAGGUUGAAAUGUGCGGUCGAUAUGCUUUGGGGGUGCGGAUGGCGUAUGUCCGACAACAUCUCCAGGACAGAGGAAUGCCCGUAGAUGAUGCGCCAGAAGAUGACGAAGUCAGAGAGACCUACAAUUUUGCCCCUGGCAACUUUGGUGCUGUCUACAGAGCUGAGAUCCCUGACAAAGAGCGCGCGCAUAAUGAAGAUCGUUCGGGACAGAACGCAGACCACGAUUUGCACGAGGUGACCGAUGAUGCAGAGAAAACACAUACAAGAUAUAAGAUCCAGAGUAUGAAAUGGGGAUUGAUCCCAUCCUGGACCAAGAGACAACCAGACUACGGAUCUCUAAUGCGCACCAUUAAUUGUCGGGAUGACUCACUUAUGGAGGAUCGGGGGAUGUGGACAUCCAUGAAGCGAGGAAAGAGGUGCAUCGUAGUCUGCCAGGGCUUCUAUGAAUGGUUGAAGAAGGGCCCAGGAGGCAAGGACAGAAUUCCACAUUAUGUCAAGCGCAAGGAUGGUGCCAUGAUGUGCUUUGCGGGAUUAUGGGACCGUGUUUCAUAUGAAGGAACCGACGAGAAAUUAUACACUUACACUGUCAUCACAACCUCUUCAAAUCCCUACUUGAAGUUCCUCCAUGAGCGCAUGCCCGUCAUCCUGGAACCUGGUUCGGAAGCUAUGAAGAUGUGGCUUGAUCCACAUCGCAAGACAUGGUCGAAGGAGCUACAAUCCAUUCUAAAACCCUAUGAGGGUGAGCUGGAGUGCUACCAGGUCCCUAAGGAAGUCGGAAAAGUAGGGAACAACUCCCCUGGCUUUAUUGUUCCAGUUGACAGCAAAGAAAACAAGAGCAACAUUGCAAAUUUCUUCCCUAGCACAAGAAAGAAAGAUGAAAAGCCCAGUUCUACGAUUGACGAAUCUCCGAAAAAGGAGCCAGGGAUUUCAAGUCCUGACAUAAAGCCUAAAAAGGAAGAAGAAGAAACCGAAACGAUAGCAGCCGGUGUGAAACGAGAACAUUCCCCAGAGUCGCCAACCAAAAGGGCCCAAGAGACGAAAGUCCAGCAGGGUAGUCAUUCUCCUAAGAAACCAAAAACACGAAGUGCUACAUCUAAUACACCGAAGAAAACUGGCGCAACAAAACCGACGGAUGGAUCUCAAAGAAUCACAAACUUUUUCGAGAAAUAG
This is a messenger RNA of Penicillium malachiteum, 1215 nucleotides long. Its product is annotated as SOS response-associated peptidase. NCBI's taxonomy places the organism in Eukaryota, Fungi, Ascomycota, Eurotiomycetes, Eurotiales, Aspergillaceae. The transcript has 4 exons. The coding region runs from base 1 to 1215 and encodes 404 amino acids. Gene Ontology annotation, molecular function: single-stranded DNA binding. The record is from RefSeq and is a predicted model, not a curated record. Gene Ontology annotation, biological process: DNA damage response.